Nasonia vitripennis (jewel wasp) is the source of this 8002-nucleotide messenger RNA. RefSeq names its product histone-lysine N-methyltransferase, H3 lysine-79 specific (gene gpp). The transcript has 11 exons. Gene Ontology annotation, cellular component: nucleus. NCBI's taxonomy places the organism in Eukaryota, Metazoa, Arthropoda, Insecta, Hymenoptera, Pteromalidae. The coding region runs from base 1306 to 5658 and encodes 1450 amino acids. The record is from RefSeq and is a predicted model, not a curated record. Gene Ontology annotation, biological process: regulation of transcription regulatory region DNA binding; DNA repair; DNA damage checkpoint signaling. Gene Ontology annotation, molecular function: histone H3K79 methyltransferase activity.
CCGCGAGUAUAGGCAGCAGAGCAGUCGUGCGCGCGCGCGCCUUCCGCCCGUGUGUUUUUCUCUCGGCCGUGCGCUGUACGGUGCUGCUGCCACCGCGAGGGAGAGAGAGAGAGAGACGAGGCGAGCCGUCAGCAGCGCAGCGCGUCGUCGUCGACGUCGUCGUGGUGUAGAACGACUCGCGUAUACCUACAGCCGUGUGUACACACAGCACCAGUGCGGCGCAGAGAAGAGCAGAGCGCGUCGUCUCCGGGCAGCGAAAGACGCGCGCGCGCGAGUGAAGCGCGUCGUCUUCGUCGUCGGGUCGGGUCGGAAGAAGAGCCGAGCGUCCCCGCGCGCAUUGGAAAGAAGUGCUGCUGCUGCUGCUGCUGGCUGGCUGUGUGUGUGUGUGUGUAUAUAUAUAUAUAUAUAUAUAUAUAUAUACACGCGAGUGUGCUACCGUUCGCGCGCUGCAGUGCGGAAUAUAGAAAGAGCUCCGACGAGCUGCAGCGGAUAAGAUGCAGUUUUUCGCACGGAAGUGAGAGCGCACAGCACGUGAGAGAGGAGCUGCUUGCAGGCUAGCGGAGGAACGAAGAAGCAGUGCAUGCCAGUGUAGUAUACAUAGCGCGGAGAAGAGGUCGUCCAUAUCUAUUUAUCUCUCGGCUAUCUCCGUCUCGCUCGCUCUCACUCGGUUGUUCGGCCGCGCGCGGCGGUGGAGCUGCUGCUAUACCGCGAGCGAGACAGCAGCACGGCGCAGAUACAGAUAUACCCCACGGCCGCUCCGCAGCGCUCUCGCAUACACACGAAUAAUAUCUAGAUACUAGUUAUAGAAUAGAGGGAAGAGAAGAAAGAGAGAGAGAGAGAGAGAGAGCGCGAGAGGGAAGAGGACCGCUCUUGAUGCGCGCGAAAGUGCCUCCGAGAAGAAGGCGCGGGCCCGAGGGCCCCGCUAAGCCACUAUCCUAGAGUGACUCCUCGUCCUCGUAUCCAGCUACGUAACACCGUCUGCCUGCAGUGCACAGCGAGCCGUGUGCACGGUCUCGGCGAGAGACUCUGUGUGUGUGUGUGUGUGUGUGCGUGCGCGCGUGUAUCCUCGGCUGACCGCGUGCAGCAGCGAGGAGUAGUGGUGGGUAGUACCUAGAGCGCAGUCUAGUGGCCGAUUACGUCACGGGCUCGAGAGUCGUCACCGUCGUCGUCGUCGACUGCGUGAAGAGCAGUGCGGCCGCAGCACUGGAACAGCAGCCGAGGCGAGCGUGUUCGUCGGCGAAGUGGCGAGGCGGAGCAAGUUGCGCCGCGGGCGCACCACCAGACCUGCUGUCGCAGCGAGCAGCCAUGGAGCUGAGACUCCACUCCCCGGCGGGGGCCGACCCCAUCGUCUACCAGUGGCCGCUCACCUCCGGCUCUGGAAACGAUCGGCACGAUGGGGCUAUAGAUGUAGUGGAAACAAUGAGGUGGGUUUGUGAAGACCUACCUGACCUUAAACUGCCUCUGGAGAACAACAUUCUCUGCAAUUAUGACACACGUGAUUAUGAAAGCAUGAAGAAUCUGUGUGACAGGUUCAAUAGGGCUAUCGAUAGUUUAGUACAAUUGGAGAAGGGUACGAGUUUACCAUCCCAGAGACUAAACAAGAGGCCGAGUAGAGGUUUGCUGCGACACAUACUGCAGCAGACCUACAAUCAGGCUGUUGUUGAACCUGACAAACUAAAUCAAUAUGAACCCUUUUCACCUGAAGUUUAUGGAGAAACCAGUUACGAAUUAGUUUGUCAGAUGAUAGAUCAAGUUGAUGUGACAGAAGACGAUGUAUUCGUAGACUUAGGUUCUGGAGUUGGUCAGGUAGUUCUUCAAAUGGCUGCUGCUACUUUCUGUAAAAUCUGCAUUGGAGUUGAAAGAGCUGAUGUCCCCUCGAAAUAUGCAGAGAGCAUGGAAGUUAAUUUUCGGAAGUGGCUCAAUUGGUACGGAAAGCGUUGCGGAGAAUACCGAUUAAUCAAAGGCGAUUUUCUCGCUGAUGAACAUAGAGAAAGUAUUACAGGGGCCACCAUAGUAUUCGUCAACAAUUUUGCAUUCGGGCCUACGGUAGAUCAUCAGCUAAAAGAACGUUUUGCUGAUUUAAGAGAUGGUGCUCGUAUUGUGUCGUCAAAGUCUUUCUGUCCCUUAAAUUUCAGGAUAACGGACAGAAAUCUUAGUGAUAUUGGCACGAUAAUGCACGUCUCGGAGAUGUCACCACUAAAGGGUUCAGUCUCGUGGACCGGUAAGCCGGUAUCUUACUAUUUGCACGUCAUCGACCGGACAAAGCUCGAGCGGUACUUCAAUCGAUUGAAGAACAACAAGCAGGGCGCUCUGGAUGACAAUUCAGAUUCUGUGAUAAACAACACUGCCAGCAAUAAUAGUAGGGUUUCGAGACGAGGUGAAGAGCGAGGCGAGCGUGCGAAGAGAGAUCUUUCUCGCCAGCUAGACAACAGUCCAAAUAACUCGGAUCAGCAGAAUACGAACAGUGAAUCAGACGGCGAUGAGGAACACUCGGUGAAGACGCGACGGCAACCAAAGAUGCGCCGGAAACUGAGCAGAAAAGCAGCAGCUGGUGGUACCACAGCACGACCAUCGACCAGAGGUCGGCAGCGUGGUCGAGGCAUAAAGAAAACGAAGCCUAAGAAAGCCAUUAACAUCACCGGCUUGGACUUGCUGCACAGUCAGACACUGCUCAGCACCUCUCCUCAAGCGAUCGGCAAGAAACCACCGCCGGCACCAGGCACUGUAGAUCAACAGCUGACGUCGCUAUCGCUCACACUCCAGAAUAACAGCGCGCUGGUACACGAGGAGUUGAGCAUUCCAGCGGCACCAGCUGAUACUCCUUACGCUUUGCAGAUACUUUUAGAUUUAUAUAGGGAUCAAUUUAUGGCGAUGUUGGAUUCGAUGAAAAGUCCGACAUUUAGAGCUUCAGUAAAUGCAGACAUAGCAAAGGAAAAAGAUAGGAACUCCAAGCUGCAGUCGAGGGCUGCCCAAUUGGAGAAGCAAAUCAAGGUCUUGAUCGACGACAGCGUUGCUCUGUUAAAGGCAAGGAUGACCGAGUUAGGCAUUAACGCAACGUCGCCCGGCGACCUUCUUGCCAAGGCCAAGGAGAUCGUUCUUCGACAUAAGCAACUGCAGGCCAAAGCGAGCAAAUUGCAGGCUCAGGUGUCAACGAUAGAGACUGAACAAAAUAGAUUAGCAACAUUACGAUACCAAGAGCUGCAAGAAAAGUUCAGUCACCCAGGAACGAGUAGCGGACCUCCACCGACGCAGCCGCUAACCAAGGAGUGUAUCUUGAAAGAUAUAUCGGCCACGCUUGCGCAUCGUAAACGGUUGCAUUCUCAGGCGAACAAGUUAGAACAAGAGCUAAACGUGAUAGAGAGGUCGAAUAUUGAGAAACAGUCUACAAACCAGCAGCAACAUAGAGAGAGCAAACAUCUGCAACAUCAGAUCCAGCAGCAACAGCAGCAACAGCAACAGCAGCAGCAACAGCAGCAGCAACAGCAGCAGCACCAGCAGCAUCAACAACAGCAGCAGCAUUCGUUGCAUCCAUCUCAUGUUAGCAAGAGUAGUGGCUCACGCAAGAGCAGAGAAAGUCGCUCUCGAUCGCAGGAAUGGCCAGACGUCCCGGACGUUGGAAAAAUUCAGGAAAAGAACCCUGAGCUACUUGCACAGAAGAUUUUAGAGACCGGGCGACAGAUAGAAGCCGGCCGUUUACCGAGUAGGACGAGUGUGCCAACAGUAACGGCUGGUGCCACGAGAACUAGGCUGCCUCAGGCUACUCUCAGCUUUGGAACUACGCCUGCAGCUGUACCAACACAGCCUGCAACCCGCGAUUCUGCAAAUCGAGGUCCGCAGGAACCUCCUCGGGUGCCCAACUUCGAAGAGAGAUUGAAAAGCAUCAUCACGAGCUAUCUGAACGAAGAUCAGCAAAAUAGAUGCAAACAGCAACAACAACAGCAACACCAGCAACACCUUCAGCAGCAAAUGCAGAUGCAAGGUGGUAUGGUGCCCGGGGAACCUGAGCGGAAGCGUCAUGCUGUACCUCAAAGCGUCAAUGCACCAGAUUAUACACAGCUCACAUUUGCUUCAAAGGUAUCGCCCGCUAAGAUGGCUCUGCGUCGACAUCUCUCUCAGGAACGUUUAACAACGCCGCAUCAACCCGGUUCCUCUGAGCAGCAGCAGCAGCAACAGCAACAACCCGGUCCUUCCAACUCCGUCGUUACUGAGAGCAAGGUCCACCAUUCACAACACCACCAUUCCCACCAGCAUCUACAGCAGCAGCAGCAACAGCAACAAACGAGCCGAGCUGAGAGCAGUACGAGGAUGCAUCCACCCAGUACGAGUGGAAAUGGCCCGGGACCUGGUAGCAAUGGUAACGGUGGACUUCUGGGCACGCGGACGAUAGGUGACCUCGUGAGUGGCGAGAUCGAGCGGACCCUGGAGAUCUCAAAUCAGACCAUCAUCAAUGCAGCGGUGGACAUGAGCGUGAUGGGUAGACCCGACAACGCUUAUUCGCCUAUUAGCCGACCUGCCAGCGCCGAGGGCGAAACGGGCUUGGCGACACUGGCACAUGUGGCAAGCUAUGCACCUACACCGUCAGCACCAACGACACCUACGCCCUCAAGUCAGUCUUCGCGGUCGUCCGUUUUGUAUCCUCCGCAGCAGAGCCAGACCCAGAGGUACACUCCGGUUCAACUGCCACGAGCAGACAUCAAGCCUUAUCACGAGUCAUACUUUGCUGACAAUCCUUCGACGUCCAUUAGCCAAUCUCAUACAACCACAUCAGCAGUGCAAUCUUCGCAGCAUGCACCGACCAACGGCGACCCACCGUUGGAAGGUCUAGCUGCUACUCUACAUGCCAGAAUGCUUAACAACCAAAGUAGCAAUAGCGCAAGCAAAACUGAGCAUUCUCCCGCAAGCAGUAGAAGUAGGUACCAGCCCUAUCCCCGCUAUUCGAAUGGCAGUCACCCAAGUGGUAACAGCGCGAACGCCGUGACACCUCAGAGUCAACCUGCAAUGUCUGUGAAAACGGAGGCAAUCGUGUCGACCGUAAGCACGAGUGGUGCACCCCUAAGUCCGCUCAUCGAGCCCCACUCGAACACAUCGACGCCACUCGUCGACGAGCCGCAUAUAACGAAUCCGCGGCAACGUCACGGCGACGAUGACGCAGAGACAGAUUGGCAGGACCGCAUAAGCUCUGGCUUCGAUCGCCUGGUGGCGUUCGCCUCGACGGAACUGGACAAACGGCGUCGCUCCACCGAAGGCGUCAACACGAGUCCAGACAGUGGACUUGGCUCCGACAGCACAGUCCUCGGACCACCUCCGAUCGUCCCGUCACCGGACGAGGCUCUGGGACCUCCGCGGACGCCGUCGCCGGGUAGUCCCCGACCAGCUAGCACGAAUAGUGCCCACGGCCACCAAGCGUCGGGCUCGUCGUCGUCGUCAUCGUCGGUGCCGCUCAAGUAUCAGCGCCAGGCUGACCCUGAGAGGCACCACUUCAAGAAGAAGUUCUUUCACCGGGACUGGCCGACCCCGAAUCCAGGCGCCUCUGCGGCUGCAGCUGCCGCUGCGGCGGGCUCUAAGUUCCGACCCAAAGGCAAGGACUGGGACUGGAAUCAUCAGUCUGGACACCACCAUCAUCACCAAUGGCCGCCCGCGAACGACGAACAGUCGUAACGCGCCGAUCGAGCGUUCUUUUAUAACUAGGCUUUGAUAGACACGGGGGCUCUUCUUCGAGACAGAGGAGGAUAUUUGUGGGAAGCGCGUGGAUGCUCCCAUUUUGUACAAAUAGCGCAGUUUAGUCUUGGACUAAAGUAACUAUGACUCGCUCGUCGACCAUUUUUUUUCUCUUUUUUACAUUUUUUUCGCGGAUACGGGUCGGAACUUUGAUACCAGAGAGGCGCUUUUUGAUGAGUUCACGGGAUGAAUUUUACAUUGCAAUUGCUUUUACUUUUUUGGAAGCCUGAAUCUUGGGGUCCCUGGCGAAGGAAACAGUUGUAAUUGCGUUGUUCGUUUACGUUUUUACGCGGGAUGCGUAUUCUCGUAUUGUUGAUUUUUGAAUAUUUUGCAUGACGCAAAUCUUUGAGAUUGCAUGAAUGUUAAAGAUUUUUUGACAAACUUUUAUUGCUGUACUUUAUUAUUCAGUACUGAAUUCUUCCAUGGAAAAAAUAAAAAAUGUGGAGCCACGGGCUUUCUUUUUUUCCGAUGACGACUACAUUUUUUCAUUGCUGCAUCGAAAGCCGACAUACACAGUUUUAAGAUACUUAAAACUUUUAUUUUCGAUACGGUUGGCAUAACCGUAUAUCAGCGUCAAAAAGCGUCUCUUCAAAACAACAGGUCGCCAAUAUCCUAUUUCUUUUUAUUUUUAUUUUUAUUGUUUAGUUAUUGUAUAAAGGAAAAAAUGUUGUUUUUGUUUAGCGCAAAAUGGAAAUAUCGCUGUAUUAUUGUCGGUAUAGAAAAGUUAUAUUGUGUCGCUCAGGUUCGAUUAUUGUCCCUAGGUACAAUUGUCAGUUUAAAGGCGAGUCGCAUUAUAGUUCGUAUAUGAUAUUAGGAGAAUUUUUCAAUUUUGACGUUUAUAACGGUAUAGAUAUGGAUUACGGGAUGGCUGGUUGAUUGGAUAAUUCGCGAAUGCUUGUCUGAUGUUAUAAGCCAAUGUAUAUCCCACCGUCGUAUAUACAAUAAAAUCAAGAGUCACAUAGCAAAAGUGCGUAACAGACAAAAAGAUAGAUAAAAUUGAUAAAUACUAUAAUGUAAUUAAAAAAAAAUUUAUACUUCGACUGGGGAGACUGGACUUUUUCAAAAUAAGGAUUGCGCACUCUUGAAAUGUCAGCUCUCGAAUACCAUUGAAAUUAAGGUUCAACACGCGUGAAGCAAACCUCGAAACAUCUUUUUCACUGAAUCUUGUAGUCUUUUUACUUAAGCGACUAAAGAUUAACAAACAAUUACACAUAAAAACGAUAGCUCCGUCGAGACGCGUCUCAUCGUAGUUUAGCGGAUCGAGAAUAAAACAAAUAAAGUUAAAAAGAAAAACGGCAGUCAAUAUUUAGUUACUGUCGGAGCCUCUUGUGUGUUCGUUGUAAAAUUAGCAUUUUAGAAUUUUGUAAGCGACAGCAUCUUCCAUCCGGCAGAUGGAAAGUCUCUUAACCAAAGUGUUCAUCGCUGUUUGUUUUGUAAUGGCGACAACAGCAGAUAAUACAAUUGUAACAAUCGUUUCGAAUAGAACAGAAUAAAAAAAGACAAACGUGUAAAAGGAACUGACGAAAUGUAUAUCCAAAGAGCGAGCGAUCUUUGCGAGCGUUGAACAUUUUUCAACUGGUGCAUCGUAACCGAUAAGAAUUAAAACGUAAUGAAAAGAACGCGAGGAAAAAAAUUAACAGUAAAAAAGCUGCGAGUACUCACAGCAUGUCUGCGAGUAGCGCGUUUUUUAUAAAUGUAAAGUUGCGAAAACAAAAGUUAAUUACUAAUCAUGGCAUUCCCGUAGACGCAAGAAACGUCUUGUCACUUUUUAAGUGCGUUCAUAGUGUAAAAAGUUAAUCAAACCAUACGUUGUAUAGAAACAAUCGGAUUAUUUAUAUCGAAGUACCCUUAUACAUACGUCGAAAAAAAGAACACGUAGAUAUCGUAAACGAUGCAGGCACCUGCAAAGUAUAGCUGUUACAUACACUGCCGAACCUUCUAUUAGUUGUAUUAUUGACCAUUAUUAUUUAUUGUUUUUAUUGGAAUAUUUUAAUACUAAGAUUUUUGUAACAAGCAGCAUCUCUUUUAUUUUUUUCUCCCAUCUCCAUGUCAUAAUCAUCACACGAUUACUCGUGCUCUGUACAUAUACCGAGUAAAAAGUUCAGAUAUUAUAUUACACGCUAAGAAAUUGUUUAGAAAUGCAAAAGCUGUGUAUAAGAUGACUCGAGCGUUUUUAAUCGUUUGUACACGCGGGAGAACGGCGUAGAUCUCAAUUUUCUAUCGAAUUUCUUGUGUAUCAGAAGUAAUAUUAUUAUCAGCAGUAAAAUGAUACAAAAUCUUCAAA